This is a messenger RNA of Halteromyces radiatus, 1518 nucleotides long. RefSeq lists its product as uncharacterized. The transcript is spliced from 3 exons. Gene Ontology annotation, cellular component: nucleus. The record is from RefSeq and is a predicted model, not a curated record. Bases 48 to 1238 code for a protein of 396 amino acids. NCBI's taxonomy places the organism in Eukaryota, Fungi, Mucoromycota, Mucoromycetes, Mucorales, Cunninghamellaceae.
UCUCUCUCUUUUUUUUUUCUUUUUAUAAUCAUUAUUAUAUCUAUACUAUGCCUGUACCUGUGGAAUAUAACAAUGUACGUAGAAUGAGUACAAUCACUGUUCCAAAUCAUGAUAUCAAUUUUGAUGCUUAUGAUUUUCAAUUAUAUCGACCACAAACUGAUGUCAAGGAUGCUUUUGAAUCUCGUGAAUUGGAAGCUAAUUUUUGCCGUGAUUUUGCUUGCUGUGGAUUGAUAUUGAACGAUUUGCACGAUUUAUUACAACACUAUGAAGAAUGUCAUGUCCGAUUGGAAGAAGAAAGUGGUUUAUACGAAGAAGAAGAAGAAGAAGAAGAAGAAUCAAGUGAUGAUGGUUUACAACAACAAAAGGAAAUUACAAAUAUGUCAUCAUUCGGAAAUGGUGAAGAUUUGGAUUUACAUCACCUGAAGAAGAAAGCCGCAGCUUAUCUUACUGACCUUUAUCAACAACAACAACAACAACAAAAAGAUAAUAGUGAUGAUGAUGAAUAUAGUGAAUUGACAGAUGAUGAUGAAGAAGAAGAUGAUGAAGAUCAAAAUGGAAAACAACCUCAACAAUUUCAAUCUAUUUUGACUGGUAAGAAACGAUCUUUUGGACAAUCAAAUGCAAUGGAUAUCUGGACGCAGACAGCUGUUAAGAAAUUGGCAUUGGCAACAAAUGGAAUUUCACCACUUAACCCUUGUCACCUUACUUCUUCUUCUUGUACAACUCCUGGUGCUUGUUUCACAGAUGAAGAUUUUUUGGCUCAUGCUGGUGCUUUAUUGGCUUCAUCUGCUCACAAUCUCAAUGCAGAUAAACCAUACAAAUGUCCAGUACAAGGAUGUGAUAAAGCUUAUAAGAAUCCAAACGGUCUGAAAUAUCAUAAUCAACAUGGUCAUUGCAACUUGGUUACGGAUGAAAGUGAAAAUGUGAUGGCAAAACCUUAUCAAUGUACUAUUGGUGAUUGUGGAAAACGAUACAAGAAUUUGAAUGGAUUAAAAUAUCAUAUUGAACACUCUCAUGUCGCAGCUCUUAAUCAUACUUUGGCUACUUUUGGUUCUUCUUUAUUCCAACAUCAUCAUCAACAACAAUAUCUUCAUUAUCAACAACUUUUGGCUCUCUCAUCAUCGUCAUCAUCAUCGUCAUCAUCAUCAUCAUCAUCAUCAUCAUCAUCAUCUACCUCUACUACACCUGAUUUAUCUCCUUCCUCUUCACCAGAAUUAUCUUAUUUAUCAUCCUUUUAAAAAAAAUUAGGUUUAUACUUUUAUCAUACAUCAUUUAUCCAUUAUUAUUAUUAUUAUUAUUCAUAUCCAUUUUUUCCCCCUUGUUUUCUCGCUCUUCCCCCCCUUACUUUCCAUCUUUGUCCAUUUUGUACUUCAAUCUCUUCUUCCUUAUACAUAUAGUUUUGUAAAUAUUUCUUACCCCCCCUCAAAAAAAAAUAUCCAAAAAGUUUUUAGUUUUUAUAUCAUUAUCCCCACCAAAAAAGUUAUUUUUCUUCUUCCCCUUUAGUAUUGUUUUUAUAUA